GUUUUUUUUUUGACAAAUGACACUUAACCUCAAAAUAAUAAUGCCUAUCGAUUUUAUAGGUUAUGCUUGUUUACACUUAUAAUUUUUAACACCAAUAAAACGUAUAAUUAUUAUAAACUUUUCCCAGAUGUUCACCAAAUAAUUCCUCUUCAAUAUGUCCUCAAUGGUGCAAUACGUUGUGGUACGCGGAGACUUAAUAAAAGAGCCCCUUAAAUGGCCCCUCGGAGCCCUGUUAGCUCAGGCGUGCCAUGCAGUAACUGCCGUAACCCAUUUGUACUACGAAGACGAGCAGACCCAAAUUUACUUAAAAGAUCUCGAUAACAUGCAUAAGGUUGUCCUGGAAGCCCCCAAUGAGCAGAGUUUGGUCGACUUAAAACAGAAGCUGGAAGAGACUGGUGUCAAACAUAAAAUGUGGAUCGAGCAGCCUGAAAAUAUCCCCACCUGUAUAGCAGUUAAACCUUAUGGGAAAGAGGAGGUGCAGAAGUAUUUUAAGAAGUUUAAAUUGUUUAAAGGCUAGAGAAGCUUAUUGUAAGUGAGUGAGAUUUAAGUUGUAAAGUUAAUCAUUGAACUUUUAUGAAUAACAGUUCCUAUCAGCAUAUAUAAUAAAAUGACAUAAUAAAAAAAAAUCAAAUCAAAAAAGCCUCUAAAUACCUA
Anthonomus grandis grandis is the source of this 654-nucleotide messenger RNA. RefSeq names its product putative peptidyl-tRNA hydrolase PTRHD1. The transcript has a single exon. The record is from RefSeq and is a predicted model, not a curated record. NCBI's taxonomy places the organism in Eukaryota, Metazoa, Arthropoda, Insecta, Coleoptera, Curculionidae. Gene Ontology annotation, molecular function: peptidyl-tRNA hydrolase activity. The coding region runs from base 155 to 517 and encodes 120 amino acids.